CUUUCGGGGUCUGCGGGCGGAGACUGACAAGACUAGAACGUGACUAGAACGUGACUAGAACGUGAGUGAGAGCGAGAGAGGAGUCGAGAGGCACCGGGGGAGCCGCAGAGCCGCAGAGGAACGUAGCGACACAGAGAGAGAGCGGCGCAGACACAACAACUCGUGCACGCACACAGGCGCUGAGACGACUCAGGCGCAGACACGCGGAGAGAGAAAGCGACACAUAGAGAGGCAGAUACACACAUCGAGAGACUGGGAUAACACACAGAGAGACACACGGGGAAGGGAAGGUACACACCGGGUGAGAUAGACACAGAGAGAGCAGGCAAGAGAUCGACACAGACACAGCACUGGCCUCGAAGGUCGCUGCACCGCUGUUACCAUCAUCCUCAUCACCGUCGUCAUGAUGCUGAGUGGAACCUGCGUGCUUCCCCUCCUCCUCGCCGCUCUCAUCUGCUCACUCGCCGUUACUCCGUCCCGCGGCUGCGGACCCGGCCGCACGUACGGGCGGCGUCGGCAGCCGCGGAAGCUGACGCCGCUCGUCUACAAGCAGUUCGUGCCCAACGUGGCGGAGAAGACGCUGGGCGCGAGUGGCCGCUACGAGGGGAAGAUCGCGCGCGGCUCUGAGCGCUUUAAGGAGCUGACGCCCAACUACAACCCCGACAUCAUCUUCAAGGACGAGGAGAACACGGGCGCCGACCGCCUCAUGACGCAGCGCUGCAAGGACCGGCUCAACUCGCUGGCCAUCUCGGUGAUGAACCAGUGGCCCGGCGUGAAGCUGCGCGUGACCGAGGGCUGGGACGAGGACGGCCACCACUCGGACGAGUCGCUGCACUACGAGGGCCGCGCCGUGGACAUCACCACGUCGGACCGCGAGCGCGCCAAGUACGGCAUGCUGGCGCGCCUGGCGGCCGAGGCGGGCUUCGACUGGGUCUACUACGAGUCCAAGGCGCACGUGCACUGCUCCGUCAAAGCCGAGAACUCCAUCGCCGCAAAGUCUGGAGGCUGCUUCCCCGGGGACUCGCGCGUCUUCGUCGAGGGCGGCCGAUCCAAGCGGCUCCGGGACCUGCGGCCGGGAGACCGCGUCCUGGCGGCCAGGGGGCCGGGUUCGCGCCCCGUCUACAGCGACUUCCUUCUCUUCCUCGACCACGAACCACACCGCCGGAGACUCUUCCUCUCCGUGAAGACGGCGGCGCCUGCGCGCACGCUCCUGGUCACCCCCGCGCACCUCGUCUUCGCCGCCAACUCGAGUGACCCGCGGCACGCGAGGCCCGUGUUCGCCAGCAGGGUGCGGCCGGGCAUGCACGUGUUCGUGCUGGACGGUGACGAGGUGGCGACGUCCCGUGAUAACGACGAUGAUGACCACGAGGAGGAGGAUCAUCGCGAUCGUGAUGGCGGCGCGCGCCUGCGUGCCGCGCGUGUGGAGCGCGUGAGCUGGGUGGAGGCGUGGGGCUCGCUGGCCCCGCUCACGGCUCACGGCACGCUGGUUGUGGACGGCUUCCUCGCCUCCUGCUACGCCGUGGUGGAGCUGCACGACUGGGCUCACGCCGCCUUUGCGCCUCUACGUGCAGCGCACGCGGCCGCCAGGGCCACGCGGUGGCUCUUGGGUCGGGCGGCCUCGCCCGGGGUCACCGAGUCGCCAGAGGAGGAGAGAGAGGAGGAGGGGGAGGAGAGCAGAUUCCUCGGUUGGGACUCUCGGUUCCCCGGCAACUGUAGCGGCGCGCUGGAGGCGAGGAGCGCGCACAUUCACUGGUACUCGCGACUGCUGUACGGACUGGGUCGCCUGGUGUUGCACGACGACAGAUACCACCCGCUGGGCAUGGAGCUAGAACCCUGCAGCUAGAGUCGGGGUAAUGCUGGUGGCGGUGUUGGUGGUAAUGGUGGUGGUGUUUGUGGUGGUAGUGGUGGUGGUAUAAUACUUAUGUGUAUGGCUGGUGUUGUCGGCUUUGGCGGGAGAACAUAUCUGUUCCACCCCUGCAGCAUCUGUCCCUUCCCCCGUCACUGUCUCUCGCACACCAGUGCGUGCAUAUACACACACCCAAUCAUGCAUUAACACGUUCCUAUGCACACGCAAACAUAAAUAUGUACAUAGGCACACAUACAUACACACGCGCGCACUAUUUAGCAACUAAGCGAAUUAGCCCCCAACCCUGGUCUUACAUUCACACGUUAGAUGACACGCACGCAUAUCCGCACGCAUACAGUAUACAUAUUGUGCAUUGCACACAAGCGCGCGCACACAGGGAAACAGACGGAUACAAAGAUCCCCGGUAUAGCCUUAAAUACUGUCAGAGCAAGUGCUGUUAGCGAGCACCAUUAAAGUCCGGCGUGGCGCACGAGUGGCUG
Molecule: messenger RNA, 2346 nt
Organism: Petromyzon marinus (sea lamprey)
Lineage: Eukaryota; Metazoa; Chordata; Hyperoartia; Petromyzontiformes; Petromyzontidae
Product: sonic hedgehog protein-like
Biological process (GO): multicellular organism development; cell-cell signaling; regulation of gene expression
Molecular function (GO): calcium ion binding; patched binding
Source: RefSeq, a predicted model, not a curated record